UGUUUACGGAAGUCGAUGUGACGUGUCAGUAUUCACACAGGCAUUGUGGGAUCGGAAGCCUCGGUCUUGCCAUGGAGAAUGCAGAAAACCCCGAACUUGAGAGCGAAAUUAGGAGCUAAAUGAGCAGUCUGUAAACUCGGGGUCGUUGCGGUCUCAUGUAGAUGAUCCUGAUAGAGGUAUGGCUGAUCUCAAGGGUUCUUGGUGAAGGGAAAUGGAUGUCCGUUAUGCCAUCGGUUCUCGACAGAGAGAGUGAGAAAUUUUGUGUCAAUGGACGUUUGUGUGGCGGCUCGUAGAGUUUUCGACGGCAGAGAAGAAUUAGGCCAUUUUUAGGAACUAGGAACUGGACUCGUUUUCGUUACGGUUUUGCUGAAAGACAGAAAAAGGGAAAAUGUCGACGACCACCAGCCCUGAAGCGGUGAGGAAAUUGCUGGAUAACAUGCAGACGGAUCUGCGCUUUCUGUCCAUGGAAUGCAAGAAAAAAUUCCCUCCUGUGAAAGAGGCUGCAGAAUCUGGCAUUGUUAAGAUUAAGACGAUAGCUGCAAGAAACACGGACAUCCUUGCUGCUCUGAAAGAGAAUAGCUCUGAGGUGGUACAGCCGUUCCUGAUGGGCUGUGGAACCAAAGAGCCCAAAAUCACCCAGCUGUGUCUCGCUGCCAUUCAGAGACUCAUGUCGCAUGAGGUGGUGUCCGAGGCAGCAGCAGGAAACAUUAUUAAUAUGUUGUGGCAGCUGAUGGAGAAUGGCCUAGAGGAAUUAAAGCUCCUACAAACCGUUCUAGUACUGCUUACCACCAACACAGUAGUGCACGAUGAAGUCCUCUCAAAGGCCAUCGUGCUGUGCUUCCGUCUUCACUUCACUAAAGACAACAUCACCAACAACACGGCAGCAGCUACAGUCAGGCAGGUCGUCACCGUGGUGUUUGAAAGGAUGGUCGCGGAAGAUGAAAAAUUCAAAGGCAUGGCAGAGCAGCCUCCCGUUAUUCAAGCUAACAGUAACCGCAGGUCUGUCAGCACCCUCAGACCAAGUGCUAAAGAUGCCUACAUGCUAUUUCAGGACUUGUGCCAGUUGGUGAACGCUGAUGCCCCCUACUGGUUGGUGGGAAUGACUGAGAUGACACGGACAUUUGGGCUGGAACUUCUGGAGUCUGUUUUAAAUGACUUCCCUAGAGUUUUUCUACACCAUCAAGAGUUCAGUUUCCUGCUGAAGGAGCGUGUGUGUCCUCUGGUGAUCAAGCUUUUCUCGCCCAACAUCAAGUUCCGCCAGGGCAGCAGCAGUUGCGCUGCAUCACCUGCCCCUGUGGAGAAACCCUAUUUUCCCAUCUGUAUGCGCCUGCUGCGGGUUGUCUCCGUACUGAUCAAGCACUUCUACAGCUUGCUGGUGACCGAGUGUGAGAUCUUCCUGUCUCUGCUGGUGAAGUUUCUGGAUGGUGAGAAGCCUCAGUGGCUCAGAGCUGUGGCUGUGGAGUCGGUACACAGGCUUUGUGUGCAGCCACAUUUACUGCGGUCUUUUUGCCAGUCCUAUGACAUGAAGCAGCACUCUACCAAAGUAUUCAGAGACAUCGUCAAUGCACUUGGUUCUUUCAUCCAGUCUCUUUUCAUUGUACCCAGCAUAGGAAAUGUUUCUGCUAACACACCUGCAGGUGGUUCAGUGUCCGGUGCCCAGGCUUCAGCUCAGGGAGGUCCAGGAGCAGCUGGUGGCCCUGGAGGUCUGAGCACCCAGGCUGCUUUUGAGUAUCGUGGCAUGUGGAUCCCCCUAAUGAGCGUCAGCGUGCAGGGCAGUGCCAAGGCCACAUAUCUGGAGAUGUUGGAUAAAGUGGAACCACCUUCCAUCCCUGAGGGCUACGCAAUGUCUGUGGCAUUUAGUGCCCUGCUAGAUCUCGUGCGAAGCAUCACCUCUAUUAUCGAGAAGGAGCUGGCCAAGGAGGAAGAGAAAGCUGCUGCCAGAGAAGAGGCGGAGCCUAGUCUCCCUCCACAGAGUGAAGAAAGUCCUCAGGAACCACAACCCCACCAAGUGUGGGAAGAGAUGGUGAGUGCGUGCUGGUGUGGUCUGCUAGCAGCUCUUUCUCUCCUCCUAGACGCAAGUACUGAUGAGACAGCCACAGAGAACAUCCUUAAGGCCGAAUUGACUAUGGCGUCUUUGUGUGGUCGUCUCGGCCUUGUGACCCCUCGAGACGCCUUCAUCACUGCUAUCUGUAAAGCCUCACUUCCCCCACACUACGCUCUUACGGUACUCUGCAGCAACGCAGCUAGCCUCUCCAACAAAACAUACUCUAUCCAAGGCCAGAAUGUGCAGAUCAUUAGUCCAUCCAGUGAGUCUCAUCAGCAGGUAGUGGCUGUGGGACAACCGCUCAGUGCACAGCCCCAGGGCACUGUGGUGCUCACAGCCAAAAACAUCCAGUGUAUGCGGACUCUGUUGAAUCUAGCUCAUUGCCAUGGGUCUGUGUUGGGAACCUCUUGGCAGCUAGUGCUUGCUACCCUGCAGCACCUGGUAUGGAUUUUGGGUCUGAAGCCAGGGGUCGGUGGAGCGCUGAAGCCUGGGAGAGCAGUGGAGGGUCCCAGCACUGUUCUAACAACUGCUGUAAUGACAGACCUUCCAGUCAUCUCCAACAUCCUCUCCAGACUCUUUGAAAGCUCCCAGUACCUGGAUGAUGUCUCUCUUCAUCAUCUGAUCAAUGCCUUGUGUUCCCUGUCCAUGGAAGCUAUGGAGAUGGCUUACGGCAAUAACAAGGAGCCGUCUCUGUUCGCAGUAGCUAAGCUGUUGGAGACGGGCCUGGUGAAUAUGGACCGCAUAGAAAUCUUAUGGAGACCUCUUACUGCACACCUUUUAGAGGUCUGCCAGCAUCCAAACACACGUAUGAGGGAGUGGGGAGCUGAGGCAGUCACGUCUCUGAUCAAAGCUGGCCUUGCCUACAAACAUGAUCCUCCACUUUCACAGAACCAGAGACUGCAGCUCCUGUUGCUGAACCCUCUGAAGGAGCUUUCUAACAUCCUACACCCUGAUAUCAGGCAGAAGCAGCUUGAGUGUGUGCUGCAGAUUUUGCAGAGUCAAGGAGACAGCCUUGGCCCAGGCUGGCCUCUAGUGCUGGGGGUCAUCGGAGCCAUUCGCAAUGAUCAAGGUGAAUCCUUGAUCAGAACAGCCUUCCAGUGUCUGCAGCUGGUGGUGACAGACUUCCUUCCCACUAUGCCUUGCACGUGCCUGCAGAUCGUUGUUGACGUAGCUGGCAGCUUUGGUCUUCAAAACCAGGAACUGAACAUCAGCCUGACCUCUAUAGGCCUUCUGUGGAACAUCUCAGACUAUUUCUUCCAAAGGGGAGAGAAAAUUACAGAGGAGCUGGAGAGGGAGGAAGCCAUUCUGAUCAAACAGGCCCAUGAAAAAGGGGAGCCUCUGAAUAGACCCUUCCAUCCUGCUCCACCGUUUGACUGUCUGUGGUUGUGUCUUUAUGCCAAACUGGGAGAGCUGUGUGUGGAUCCUCGGCCAGCUGUCAGAAAAAGUGCAGGCCAAACAAUGUUUUCAACAAUCGCUGCCCACGGAACCCUGCUACAGCAACCCACAUGGCACAUAGUAGUGUGGAAGGUGCUUUUCCACCUACUGGACUGUGUGAGGAAGUCAUCCACCACCGCUGAUAAGGAGAAGAUCGAAUCAGGGGGCGGAAACAUCCUUAUUCACCAUUCACGUGACACUGCAGAGAAGCAGUGGGCGGAGACCUGGGUCCUGACCUUGGCUGGUGUAGCACGAAUCUUUAACACCAGGAGAUACCUGCUGCAGCAACUUGGUGAUUUCUUCAAAGCAUGGGAGGUGCUAUUGGACCACAUCCAGUCUGCAGCUCUCAGCAAAAAUAAUGAAGUCUCUCUGGCUGCUCUCAAGAGUUUCCAGGAAAUUCUCCAGCUAGUGACACCGGUUAAGGAUGUGGAAAAACCUGACUCUUUGGGUUCUGUGGACCUUCCGCCUGUCCCCAUGGUGGACUCUCUCACAUCCUCAGGCCCCGGGAGACCCCUGACUCGUUCAGACUCUCUAGCAGAUCGGCUAGCUCAGCGUUACAAUGCCCAGCCUCAGCCUCCUCUUCCUGGGGAAGAGUUGGAUGAUUCUGCACUGUGGUGGUCAGCUUGGAGCACAUGGUACCGAACGGGCACAGAGUGCACACGGCCUCCAAAUGGCGGUGCUGAUAAACUGGCAUUUGUGCCCAGUCAGCCAUUCCUGACGGCGUUGAUCCAGAUCUUCCCUGCUCUGUACCAGCACAUAGCAGGUGGCUUUAGCAUGGAGGACCUGCGUAAGCUGGGCAUUAUCCUGCACGGAGCAGUAUCUGUACCCAUCAGCUCAGAUGCUUCACCGUUCAUUCUGCCUUCCUAUACAGAGGCAGUGCUCACCAGUCUGCAGGAGGCUGUUCUCACAGCGCUCGAUGUGCUACAGAAGGCAAUUUGUGUAGGCCCUGAGACGCUGCAGGUGAUGUACCCUGCCAUUUUUGAGCAGCUCCUGCAGUUUGUUGAGUUCUCUUGCAAGCCACCGCAGUAUGGCAAAAUGGAAACCAAACAUGUGGCUAAUGCUAAAUAUAACCAGGCUGAGUGGGUUGCCUUAAAUUAUGUGCCGUUUGCUGAGAGGUCUCUUGAUGUGGUGGUAGACCUGUAUCAAAAAACUGCUUGUCACAAGGCUGUUAUCACUGAGAAAGUCUUAGAGCACAUCAUUAAGACUCUGACGAUGCCUUUAGGCCUGAAGUACGCAUGUCCUGCUGAAAGCACAUGGAAGCUGUCGGUCUCCUCUCUGCUCAAAGUUCUUUCCAUCGGCCUUCCAGUUGCCCGGCAACAUGCUUCCUCAGGCAAAUUUGACACCAUGUGGCCUGAGCUGGCAAAUGCCUUUGAGGACUUCCUUUUCACUAAAAGUACACCACCUGAUAACCUGUCCAUUCAAGAGUUCCAGAAAAAUGAAAACAUUGAUGUUGAGGUGGUGCAGUUGAUCAGUACAGAGAUUUUGCCAUACGCCAAUUUCCUCCCCAAAGAGUUUGUCAGUCAGAUCAUGGCCAUGCUCAACAGAGGGUCCAUCCAUUCUCAGCCCUCUUCCUUUACAGAAGCAGAGAUUGAUAUCCGUAUGCGAGAAGAGUUCUCUAAGGUGUGUUUCGAGACACUGUUACAGUUCUCCUUCAGUAACAAAGUGAGCACGCCACAGGAAGGCUACAUCUCCCGCAUGGCCCUCUCAGUGCUGCUGCACAGAGCUCAGGACGUGCUGCGCCGAUACGUAGAAGAUGAGAGGCUUAGCGGUCGCUGCCCCCUCCCCAGGCAACAAGUGACCGAAAUCAUUUUUGUUUUAAAAGCUGUUAGCACGCUCAUGGAUUCCCUCAAAAAGACAAAGCCUGAGAAUGUGGAUGGGAAUACCUGGGCUCAGGUGAUCGCUCUCUACCCCACACUGGUAGAAUGUAUCACUUGUUCGUCUCCUGAGGUCAGCUCUGCUCUGAAGGAGGCUCUGGGGCCUUUCAAAGAUUUCAUGCAGCCACCAGUGGCCAAAGUGCAGAACGGCGAGUCAUGAUCCAUUAUGUCCCACAAGCUUUUUAUCCAACCAGAACCAUGAAUGUGACGCACCACACACACUGACUUGUUUUUGCCCCAGCGCACAUUUUAUUGCCUGUUUUCAUGGAAACCAUUACUGCCAAUGGCGUCACUGUUCUCGGCUUCUUCUAACAGUAGCUCAAAUUACAUUAUAAUUGGCUGGUUGGACAGUAAUAAUGCGUUUUUCCUCUAUAUAACAUUUGCAGUGUUCAUUGUUUUUUCUUCUUGAUUUCAUCGUUCCCCCCCCUUAAAAAAAAAAAGAAAUUUCUUUACCAUGACAGGAGUUAAUAUACAGUGUGUGGUGAUAGUGUUAAUGAUGUAACAAAGAAUCACAUAUUCAACAUGAAUGAUCUCAAACCGAAGAAUGGUUUUAGAAAAUACAAUGAUUAAUAAAAAAAAAAGUCUUUUUGUGACAUUUUCUCAACUGCAAAAAGAUUUUAUGCAAGAUCUGAUUGUAACAUUCCAUGUGAUCUCUAGUGAGCUGGAGAAGGGAUGUAAUCCUGUCUGUGUACAAUAAAUGGUACAGUUCUAUGAACACCAAAUUUAUUUAGUUAUUUUUUUUAAAUGCUGCUUUACACAAUAUCAGAAGGGAUUUGCUAAAGCAUUGCUUCACUGUAGUGUGCAAUUUGAAUCUGCAGUUGUCAUUGCGGCUGGUAGGGUGGCGCAGUGGGUACCGUCACAGCGUGGUAGCUCCCAUGGUCCCUGGGUCGAUCCUGACCUUGGGUUACUUUCUGUGCAGAGUUUCACCUGUUCUCUCGACGGUUUCCUCCAACCUCACAGCAACAUGCCUAUAGGUGAAUUGGCUAAUCUAAAUUGCCCCUAGGUGUGAAUAAGUAUAUGAAUGUGUGUGCAGGAUGCCCUGAAGAUCUAAACCAGUGUUUCUCAACCAGGGGUCCGUGGAUCCCUUGUUUGUGGGAUUGUUUCUAAAAAUAUUAAAAUAUCUGUAAGUGUAAGUGGAUUUCCAAGUAUACUGUAAAUACAUUUUCAGGCACAUUUAAAUUCAGAAGGCUGCAGACUUACUGUUUUGUUUUGUUUUAAUGAACCUAUAUGUUCAGUCAUGUGCAUUAACAACUCUCUCACUAACAUAGCUGAGCUUGCUUAUGCUGGAGCACCCUCAAUCUGUGUUUGUGAUGUUAUUAGCACAAGGUUUGCAUCGUGUCCAACAUUGAUGGGUUAAAUAAACAAAUGAUCAUUCAGAGUGAUAAUCAACUUGAGUGUAAUGUUAGCAAGAAAACGUGUCUGUAUGUUACUGUUCAUUCCCGGCUGCAGGUCAGUCGAUCGCAGAAAUACACACAAAACCAAGGAAACUUUGCAUUAAUCAGAGGGGCUUGCAGUUUUUCAAAAUUACUGCAGAUUUUCCACAGAUUUGGACCAAGACGCAUCAUGUGACAUCAUCGCAACACGGAUUCAGCCAAAGCCCUCUUCGAUUCACAUUCUUGGAACAUGAGUACAGCUAAAAGGUCUCAUUUACCAACAAACAUCACUGUAUUUUUUCGGCAAUUCAAGUGGUUUCCCUCAACACAAAGAAUUCUGCAAAUCGCAUCACAAUUGUUGAUAAAAGCCACAACAAUAUACAGCAUUUUUGGCCACAACAAUCACAAAAAAAAAACACUCCUGUACAGACUGGCAAAAAAUACCAUUUCAAACUCAACAUUAUUGGCAGAAAUGAAACUUCUGUGUCAAUGUGUAAUGUUGAUGUCAGUGUAUAAAAAUGUCACUGAUAAUGUUAAUGCAAUAUGAAGUCUGAGAGCACUGGUGAAAAUGCUUCUAUUUUGCAUUCUUUUCUAAUUUAAUACAACAAUUUUCAUUACAUAUUAUACUACCGACAACAACCUGAGCGAAAAAUUCAUAUUUACAUGAAUUUCUGAGUUUCUAGGUAUGUGGUCCGUCCCUUUUUUUU
Messenger RNA from Ictalurus furcatus (blue catfish), 7432 nucleotides. RefSeq names its product MON2 homolog, regulator of endosome-to-Golgi trafficking (gene mon2). The coding region runs from base 389 to 5512 and encodes 1707 amino acids. The record is from RefSeq and is a predicted model, not a curated record. The transcript is spliced from 34 exons. Lineage: Eukaryota; Metazoa; Chordata; Actinopteri; Siluriformes; Ictaluridae.